This is a messenger RNA of Diatraea saccharalis (sugarcane borer), 2146 nucleotides long. The record is from the annotation of a GenBank genome assembly. NCBI's taxonomy places the organism in Eukaryota, Metazoa, Arthropoda, Insecta, Lepidoptera, Crambidae.
AUGUGUUAAAUGUCAAACGUCAAACGAAAUGGAAUCAAAAUAAACUUGCUCGAAUAAAAAUUUUGCGUUUUCUUUCAGCAUACAUUCUAAACUAAACACGGUAUAGUCAGAGUGAAUUAGUUGUUAUUGGAAGUGCCAUCAGAAUUCGCAUAUGUUUUUUUAGACAUAGACUUCAAUAUGUAUUUUUCAUCUAUUAGUUCUCGCUUGUUAUUAUAUGACACUAGCAGUUGGAAUUUGAAAAAAUCUUACAGCUGUUAUGACGGGAUUUUGAGAGAUAUUUCGUGGAGCGAGGAUAGUAAAUAUAUGUUGCAGGUUAACGGUAAAGGAUUGAUAGAGAUUUUGAGCGCCGCAGAUCAUGAUGUUAGAAGCUUGCAGCACAUACCUUUGAAAGACACUUGGUCGGCAAGUUUUCAUAGAGAUGGCCAUCGUAAUAUCGCUAUUGGUACAAAGAGCGGCAACGUGAUGAUAUGGGACACUAAAAAUAAAUCUAUAACAAAGACAUUCCCAACACCUUCACAGCAAUCAAGUGUCAAUUUUGUCAGUUACAAUGCCAAAAACACCAGUUUGGCAGCUACCACACAAAAUGGAGAUACAAUUAUCUAUGGAUUAGUAUCUAAUAUUCCUGUGUCAACUGUUAAGCUUCCAUGUUCAAAAAGUAUAUCAGCAAUGAAGUUCCACCAUGAAUCAAGAUCACUUCUUGGCUUGGCAACAGAUGAAGGACAUAUGGUGAUACGUGACAUCACCACCAACAAAGACAAAGUCCUAUUUGAAAAUGUUCAUGCCUCUCCAGUUAGUGACUUUGUUUAUUCACUUAUAAACAAAGAUGUAAUGUUAUCGUGUGGAUAUGACAAAAUUAUGCAUGUUUAUGAUGUGAGAAUGCAGAAUGUUGUCUCUACUAUUAAAACCCCCUACACUCUUACUUCUUUGGCUAUAAAUGUUGAUAACCAAGUGGCACUAGGUACAAAGAAUGGUAUUGUCCUAAUAUAUGAUUUAAGAGAUUUGACAGAUUCAUUUAAAAUUUUAAAAGGGCAUGAGGAAGAGGUACGCCGUGUUGCAUUUCAACCUUCACGUCAUAAGAUUUCUGUAGACAUUAGUCUCAGAGAUGAUACGGAAACAAAUUUGUCACCUCGUAAAAUGCAAUCUCCAGUUCAUAAUAGAACUUCAGAUUUGUUCUUUGUAAAUGAUACACCUCCUAAAAAUAAUAAUUUAGAAGUUUCAAAUCAAGGUGAAGCUAAGGCUGACUCUUUCCUUGUUAUGAUGGGCCUUGAUAAAACUAAUAUUGAUUUUGAAGAUGACUUUAAUAAGUCUGAACAUGACAGGAAAAGUAUGAAACAUGAUGUACGUUAUUGCCAGUUAGAUGGAGAAAAAAAUAUAAACAAAGUUUCUACACCACUCAACAGUAGGACAGCAGAAAACCUUGGGUUUCCAUCCCCCAUCAUUGGCAUUUCAAAUGGAAUGCCAGAUGAUGGUAGAAACACAAAUAUUAAUGUCUCCAAUAUGAAACAAUCCAGAUGUAACAGUGGAAGUACAGCAGUUCCUGUUGACACAAAAGUAAUGGAAGACCUAAAAGACUUUAUCAAAUUAAGUCUUGCAGAUGUAGCUGAUGAUAACAGAAACUAUUUCUUGCAUAUUAUGAUGGCACUUACAAAACAAAAACUGUAUCUUGAGAAGCAAUUAGUUGGUUUGAACGAGCAAAUGCAGAAUUUGGUUCACAACCAAAAUGCUUUGGUUGAAAGUAACAGAAAGCUAGCAUUGGAGGUAGAUAUGUUAAAGGCUCGACAGAAUAAUAUGUUUUAAAUGUGCAUUUGCUUGUAUAGAACAAAUUAAUGAAAUAAUAUAAGAGCUAAAAUUAGAUAUAGUAUGAAUUGUUACAAAUGAUGUAUACUGAAAUUAAAACGCUUCUGUAAUAUAGAUUAAAUAAAAAUUAUUGUAUUAAGCAUUCCUGGAGGAUGUUGAAGUGCCAAUCACAAAUGUUAGUUACAUAUUCUAAUCUGCAUAUAUGAAAUUGCUUAGGUUUAAAUUGUUAAUAUUCUCUUAGAGAUUUUAAUAAUGAUGUGCCGUUGAAGCCCAGUUCACACACUAGUAUUAUAUUUUAACACCUAAUUUUGGAUCAAUAAAUCUGCAUAUUUACAUGUGUUCAUUGUUA